AUGGUGACAACGAAAAGGGGACGAGGGCGGCCGAAAUCAACGGUGCCACCGUCACCGGAAACUCUCACUAACUUGAAGACACUUGAGCCUGAAUCAAGUAACACCACUAUUAGUGUUCAGAAACCUGGGAAUGUUUCAGGAACCAUCGCCGGAGAAGACAAAGCUACUACAAAUGCGCUGGCGAGAGAGAACAGUGAAACCCUAACAGAACCGUCAAAAACCUAA
Molecule: messenger RNA, 225 nt
Organism: Lathyrus sativus (Indian pea)
Lineage: Eukaryota; Viridiplantae; Streptophyta; Magnoliopsida; Fabales; Fabaceae
Source: the annotation of a GenBank genome assembly